CUUCAUCACUGGACCGCUCAAUUCCAAUUAAUUUGACAAGAUUUCCCUCACGCGAAGCGCAAAUCCCUAUUAAAAGACGCAUACUGUAAAUGACAACCCUCUAAACGCUUCGCGUGUCCGAAUGAAAUGGAAGAGGAGAGAAAGGGAACGACAAAAGGUUAAGACGCAGCUUCCCGGAGUUAUUUCCCGGCAGAGCGCCCUAAGCCACAGUCAUUGGCCCUAAGCCAGCCCCCUCCCGAGUGCUCCUAGUGUUUCUAUAGUAAUUUCUAACCAAUGAUCAGUAGGUGUCCACAUCCUAGCUUCCUCACCUCAGCACCAAUCAGCCACACACAGCGACAGGAGACAGCACGGAGCUAACACUCGGCAGCCACACACAAUACACCUCGGACCAAGCAGAGGAAACACCUACAACGCACCGUUAUAUCCCCCCUACAGCGCCGUGGUUUUAUAAUAAUAAACCGUUUUUUCUUCUUCUAAAAAGCUCGAUAAGCUAUCGCUUUAAGUUUGCUAUUUUUUGUACUUUUUUCUCAAGCCAGGAAAAUAAGUCUGUAAACAUGCUCCUUUUGUUUUGAGCGCUCUUUUUCAGUGUGGCUGUGCUCUUCCCACAUCCUCGCGUUAUUUAAUAUCUCCAUCGCGCCUUGCGGUAAUGUGCCGCUCUGUGUUGGCAGCAGACUGCUAGGCGUCUGGAAUCUCUUCUCGCCAGGAACCUGGUAGUGCUGGAGGAGACAGAAGCAGGAUGGUAACAUAUUGUUGGUGGUAACCAGCAGCUUCUAGUUUGACGAAGGCCACCGUUGACGGCGACCCCGGACUCUUCCCCAGUGAACCCUGCUCAACCGUCCCCCAGCCAUGUCUAAUAUAAACAAUGCUCUCUGCAUUGAGAACGGACAGAACGCAGACGUGUCUCUCUUACAAAAGGAUAACCUUCAGAACCUGCAGAACCUGCAGAACUUGCAGAACCUCCAGGAUGGUGGAUUAAGCCAACUUUUGGAUUAUAACGCCGAGAUGGAACGGUACCGCUCUUUCGCAAACUUUUACAAAACCAACGGCGCGUUCGGCCAGACGGCCAAGAUCGCCCGCAUCACGACCCCCAUUUUCCCCAGUGCCCGGAUAGGCAUGUCCCCGUGGAACUGCGAUAACGCCAUGCUCUGGGGGAGGAAAUCUGCAACAAUAAACCCUAAUAGGACCAGCAUGCACAGGAAUGACUCCCAGAGGCCGGGGAAGCAUGGCGUGCCGCCAGAAACGCUACAGCAAAUGGCAAAUAAUAAUUUCCUCUCUACCUUAUCCCCCGAACACUGCAGACCUUUAGCGGGAGAAUGCAUGAACAAGCUGAAAUGCGGCGCCGGCGAAGCAGAGAUAAUGAAUCUCCAGGAACGUGUCGGAACUUUUUCCGCCAUUCCGGCUUUAGGGGGCAUCUCAUUACCUCCCGGGGUCAUCGUCAUGACAGCCCUUCACUCCCCCGCAGCCUCGGCAGCCGUUACAGACAGUGCGUUUCAAAUUGCCAAUCUGGCAGACUGCCCACAGAAUAACUCCUCUGCGUCCGGCGGGAACCCGGCGAAGAAGAAAAGGAAGCGGUGCGGGGUGUGCGCGCCCUGCCGGCGGCUAAUCAACUGCGGCGUGUGCAGCAGUUGUCGGAACCGUAAGACGGGCCACCAGAUCUGCAAGUUCAGGAAAUGUGAGGAGCUGAAAAAGAAACCUGGCUCGUCGCUGGAG
Molecule: messenger RNA, 1710 nt
Organism: Oncorhynchus masou masou (cherry salmon)
Lineage: Eukaryota; Metazoa; Chordata; Actinopteri; Salmoniformes; Salmonidae
Product: CXXC-type zinc finger protein 4-like
Exons: 2
Cellular component (GO): nucleus
Molecular function (GO): methyl-CpG binding; zinc ion binding
Source: RefSeq, a predicted model, not a curated record